CAUUUUACUAGCUUAUAAAGCUAACGGACAACAAGAUCACUUCACCUCUCACUUCUCACUACUUCUCAUUUCUCCCCUUCCCUCCUGCCCACUCGUACCAUAUUUUCACCUCUCUUUCUCACCCAAGUCUUUUUUUUUUUUUCAUUUCUUUCAAACAUCACAUUAUUGCGUUUCGUUCUCAGUUUACUAUUUGGCUUGCACUCAUAUUCUCUGGCUCUCAAAGACUUAUAUACCUCACUUUUAACUAUAAACUCCAGUAGCUAGCUAGUUCUAUACUACUAUAUAUACUAUCUCUCCUAGGCCAUUUCUCUCACUAAAUUUUUUCUUCAUAUACACAUCAUUAUAACUUUGCUUUCAUUCAAAGAAACCCCAUUUGAACUGCAAGAGAAUUAGUAGAGAAAAGAAGAAGAAAUUGAAAAAUGAUGCACAGAUGCAGUAGCUCACAGGGGAACAUGGUGGGGCCAUGUUCAUGUGGCUUAUAUCACAGCCAAAGCAACUCAUUCUCUAUGCUAUUCUCCAUGCCUAAUCACAAACCGUACGAUAAUUACGAUCAAUCUCAUCAGCAUCAUGAUAUGUAUUCCUUCGCUUCUCCUUCCUCUUCUGUCGACUGUACUCUUUCUCUCGGCACCCCAUCGACUCGUCUCUCGACAACCGAAGAUUAUUACGACGACAAUAGUAAUAGUAGUAAUAACAAUAACAAGCACCAAAGAAUGCGCCACAGCGAACGACGAAACGAUUCCUGCGUUUCUAACUUCUGCUGGGACUUGUUACAGCCCAAUAAACAACAAACCACAUCUUCUCACAAAAACUCUGGCCGCAGCAGCUCAAAUAGCAGCAACAGCGCCGCCGCCAAUGAUCCUCUUUUAGCUCGCCGCUGCGCCAACUGUGACACCACCUCUACCCCUCUCUGGCGAAACGGCCCAAGAGGUCCAAAGUCACUUUGCAAUGCCUGUGGGAUUCGAUUCAAAAAAGAAGAGAGGCGAGCCGCCGCCACGUCGACGGCGAACGGCGCCACUUCUGGAGUGGUAAUAGAGCCGAGCCACAUGUUCAGCCACCACAACAACCCAUGGAGUAAUAUUAAUCAUCACCAUCAAUACCAACACUCUCAGGCCCAGAAAAUGCCUUGUCUUUCGCCAGCCGCGGCCAUGGGAAAUGAGUUUCGGUUCAUGGACGACGAAAACCACGAACCGGCCGCCGACUCCAAUGGCAUUUCGUUCCUCUCUUGGCGGCUCAACGUGACGGAUCGACCAAGCCUAGUCCACGACUUCACAAGAUGAUGAAAACUUCACAAAACUGAAUCGACGGUCAAGAUCGGUCCAUCGAUGAUGAUCAUGAGUAGAAUAGUACUUAGUACUUUAGUUUUGAAAUCGAGAAAAACGUAUCACGACGAUGACGUUACAAAUUCAACAUGGUCGUCUCUGCCUCUGCUCUCAGUCAAAAAAAAAAAAUUCUUUUUCUUCUUUUGUUAGGUUCCUUUUUCUCCGUCUUACAUAGAUGGAGUGAAAAUGGGAUAAUUCUAUGUUCUUAUAAUUAGUUUGCUUUUCUUUUGAGUUCUUUUUUCUUUCUUUUUCAGUUACAUAUAAAACCUUUCUGUUUGUUCUUCGCUUUCUCAUCAGUUCUUUCAAAACUGCCAGUUAAUAUAAUAUAUAUAUUAUUAUAAUGAUAUUGAAAUAUUAUAAAUGAUAAGCACUGCAAUGUUUGAGCUUUAUUUA
Humulus lupulus (European hop) is the source of this 1712-nucleotide messenger RNA. Its product is annotated as GATA transcription factor 18-like. Bases 420 to 1277 code for a protein of 285 amino acids. Gene Ontology annotation, molecular function: sequence-specific DNA binding; zinc ion binding; DNA-binding transcription factor activity. Gene Ontology annotation, biological process: regulation of DNA-templated transcription; flower development. NCBI's taxonomy places the organism in Eukaryota, Viridiplantae, Streptophyta, Magnoliopsida, Rosales, Cannabaceae. The transcript has 2 exons. The record is from RefSeq and is a predicted model, not a curated record.